GUUGGAUAGGGCGGAUCCAACGGCUUGUGGAAACCCUUUUACGAGCUCUCGAGCUCCUCCUCGAGCUUCCAGGAAAUCGCGAGGCGAGGGAUCACUCUUAGGGCGGCGGAAUCGGUGACCGGAAGCGACGCAUCCCUGGUAGCAGCAGCACGAAUUUAAUGCGGAUUGGAGGUAUUUAGGCGCGGAUCAUGGAUUCUAGGACGCGGAUUUGGAUUUAGGGGUUGGAGUUUUGGCGAUCGCGGUGUUUUGAUCGCUUGGCGGUCCAUGGAUUCUGGAAAUCGCGACGAUCGCCUCGGCGAGCCGCAGAUUGUGAAUGGAUUCCGGCCGCAUUGCGCGAAAGCGAUGAACGAAGCAAACGGUGAGAUGGAAAUGAGAACAAUCUCGCUCGAUGAGGAGCUUGGGACCGAGAAGAUCGAAAAGAAGCGAUUGAUUUCCGAGGUCUCCGAGCACUGUGAGCUGGACUUGACUUACGCACAGAGGCGACGGCCGUGGUACAAGCAUUUUGCAAGGGGCGCGAAGGAAGUUUUGCUGGGAAGCAAGCUUUGCUGCCUCCUGCCUUUGGUGCCGAUAUCGAUCGUUCUAGCAAACUUGAAGUCUGGAAUGGGCUGGGUGUUCUUGAUCAGCUUACUCGGCAUCGCACCUCUUGCCGAGCGCUUGGGCUUUGUCACGGAGCAACUGGCAUUUCACACCAGCUCCACGGUCGGUGGCCUUCUGAAUGCGACGUUUGGAAAUGCCACCGAGAUGAUUAUCUCUAUCUUCGCUCUGCGGAAUGGCAUGAUCCGCGUGGUUCAGCUGUCGCUACUGGGAUCUAUCCUCUCGAAUAUGUUACUUGUUCUCGGAUGCGCCUUCUUCAUGGGUGGUCUCGCUUUUCCUCACAAGGAUCAGAGAUUCAACAAGGCUUCUGCGGUGGUGAGUUCCGGAUUGCUUCUCAUGGCAGUUUUGGGACUGCUUUUCCCUGCCGUUCUUCACUCCACGCACACAGAGCUUCAUGAUGGUAAAUCUGAGCUGAGCCUUUCCAGGUUCACUAGCUGCAUCAUGCUCAUGGCUUACGCAUCGUACCUUUUCUUCCAAUUAAAAAGCCACAGAAAGCUUUAUGAGAACGAACAAGAAACGGGAGAUAAUGAAUCCGAGGCGGAGGAGUCCGUGAUGGGCUUUUGGGAAGCAAAUGGCUGGCUCGCCAUUUUGACCGUUUUUAUCUCUGUUUUGUCGGAGUAUCUCGUUGACGCAAUCCAGGGUGCCGCCGACAGUUGGAACAUCCCUGUGGCUUUUAUCAGCGUGAUCAUCUUGCCAAUUGUUGGAAAUGCGGCAGAGCAUGCGAGCGCUAUAAUGUUUGCUCUAAAAGACAAGCUGGAUAUUUCGUUGGGGGUAGCGAUUGGCUCAUCCACGCAAAUAUCAAUGUUUGUGAUUCCCUUUUGCGUAGUAAUGGGCUGGAUAAUGGGAAAGCCCAUGGACUUGGACUUCCAGCUUUUUGAGACUGCUACCUUGUUCAUCACCGUGCUAGUCGUCGCAUUCAUGCUACAGGAGGGAACAUCCAACUAUUUCAAAGGAUUGAUGCUUUUGUUUUGCUACCUGAUUGUGGCUGCCAGCUUCUUUGUUCAUGUUGAUCAACCUCAACAUGGUAACACGUGAUCAUGCGCAAUGUACAAAUUUUACGCUAGGAGCUUACUCCUGAGCACUGUUUUUUGACCAAGCAAGCUAAAACGAGAGGUUUCUUUGGAGUUUGGCAACACAAAAUAAGAAUCGUCAAAAGAGAGGCUCAAAGAACAAGGCGUGAGAAAAGCUGCAAUGUGGAGUUUAUUUUCAUUCGGCAUUCACGCCAAGCAAAAGGUGUACGUACGCUUCUUUCUCUGUA
This is a messenger RNA of Selaginella moellendorffii, 1852 nucleotides long. RefSeq names its product vacuolar cation/proton exchanger 3. The record is from RefSeq and is a predicted model, not a curated record. Lineage: Eukaryota; Viridiplantae; Streptophyta; Lycopodiopsida; Selaginellales; Selaginellaceae. Gene Ontology annotation, biological process: calcium ion transmembrane transport; intracellular calcium ion homeostasis. The transcript has 12 exons. Gene Ontology annotation, cellular component: plant-type vacuole membrane. Bases 265 to 1629 code for a protein of 454 amino acids. Gene Ontology annotation, molecular function: calcium:proton antiporter activity.